GGACUGGGGAAAGAAAUGGACUGCGGGAGCGAACGAAUGAACGCAUGAGAGGGUGAGUGAGAUAGGGUCGUAUUGGGGAGCAUUUAUCCAGCCGCGGAAUCGGUUCGGAUGGUUAAGCGAGAGGCGCCAUGACCACUAGAAGGGAAUUCUUUUUCUUCUUUUUGUCCUUUUUUUUUUCUUUUAGUACCGAGGUAUUUUUUUGCUUUUUAUUCUCGCUUUUUCGCGGGUAUACAGAAGUGCUGAGUCAAGGCCGGAGUAUCAAAUCCGCUCUUCAGGUCGGAGUUCGGAAGCCCUUGGUCUGUUUUCUUAGAGGAACAAAAAGAACACAUAAAUGCCCAGCCUUCCAUCAUUCAAACAGGGCAAAUAAUGCGAUUGGAAGAAGAUGGCGAUGCGAACUCGGUUUUGAGGUCGUCUUGCAUUAUGAUAGAUACGGUAGCAAUCCGGCGUCCAACGGUAACCUCCGAAUGUUGUAGACAGUCGCAGUUGGGUUAAUUGGAUACUAUCGCUGACUCAGUUUUGUUAGUUGCGCCACGGACUCGGGAUUCGGAGCGCUACGUGAUAAGCUUAAAAGAUACACGAAUAAAAGUCCGGCACGGUAUAGCGC
Messenger RNA from Hypoxylon trugodes, 604 nucleotides. RefSeq lists its product as uncharacterized. The transcript has a single exon. NCBI's taxonomy places the organism in Eukaryota, Fungi, Ascomycota, Sordariomycetes, Xylariales, Hypoxylaceae. The record is from RefSeq and is a predicted model, not a curated record. Bases 129 to 473 code for a protein of 114 amino acids.